GUUUUAUUUCAGCUAAUGUUAAAUUCUAUUAUCCAUUCUUUCAUCGAGCAUUGUUUAAUAUUUUGGAGGAUGGAUGGACUGCAUUUCUUCCAGAAACUGAAUUUUCAAAAAUUAGCAUGAAUACUGAAGAGUGGAGAAUCACACAUGUUAACAAAAAUUAUUCAGUAUGUCCAACCUAUCCAGAGAUAUUAGUGGUACCAAAGAAAAUUGAUGAUGAAACAUUAAUAAGUGUUGCUAAUUUUCGUUAUUUAUCUAGAUUUCCAGUUUUAAGUUAUUUUCAUAAAGGAUCUAAGGCUUCAAUUUUGAGGAGUAGUCAACCUAUGGUGGGAACUAACAUGAGGCGAUGUGAAGAAGAUAAAAACUUAAUGAAUGCUGCUUUAGUGGCAGGAGAAAGAGGUUAUAUUAUUGAUACAAGAGCACAAAAUUUUGCCCAGUUGGCAAGAACUAAAGGAGGGGGAUUUGAACCUGAAAUUCAUUAUCCAUUGUGGAGAAGAAUACAUAAGCCAAUAGACAGACAUUCAACCUUAUUAAAUUCACUUUCAAAAUUAAUUGAAGCUUGUAAUGAUACAAGUAGUUCAGUUGAUAAAUGGUUAUCCAGAUUAGAUUCCUCAGGAUGGUUGAACCAUGUAAAAGAUAUACUCACUUGUGCUUGUCUUGUAGCACAGUGCAUUGAUCAAGAAGGGUCAUCUGUUUUAGUUCAUGGAGCAGAAGGAACUGAUGCAACUUUACAGAUAUGUUCCUUAGCUCAAGUAAUAUUAGAUCCAGACUGCAGGACAGUUCGAGGUUUUGAAGCUUUAAUUGAAAGAGAAUGGUUGCAAGCAGGUCAUCCAUUUUCUACAAGAUGUCACCAUGGAGCUUAUGCUCCAACAAAUGUCCGCACAAAAGAUCAAAGCCCAACAUUUCUUAUGUUUUUAGAUUGUGUUUUUCAGAUCCACCAACAAUUUCCAUGUUCCUUUGAAUUUAAUGAACAAUUUCUAAUAAUGCUUUUUGAACAUAGUUAUGCAUCACAAUUUGGAACAUUUUUGGGAGAUUGUGACAAGGACAGGAAAAAUCUUAAGUUAUCUGAAAGGACUGUUUCAUUAUGGUCUCAUAUAAAUCAACCUGAUGUCCUUUCUAGCUAUUUAAAUCCAAUGUAUGAACCUAAUAAUAAAGUGAUUUGGCCAACAGUAGCACCACAAAGUUUGAUAUUAUGGCCUGCAAUGUAUCUAAGAUGGGUUUGUGAUUUAAAUCCACAAAUUGAAGCAUGGCAGACAAUUGCAGAAAUAAAAGAAAAGGAUAAAGAAUUGAAAUCAAAGGCAAUUAAAUUGAGCGGGCAGCUGGAAAGAGAGGCAAUAAGAGCAGGUGUCAUGUCACCCCCUAUACCAGACGAUGUCCUGUCUAAUACGGACUGAUUCUAUACAUCAUCUACCAUCUGCUUCGUUCGUUCUUUGUAUACAGAAGCAGCUGCUAUACCUGACACUGCACUUGAUAUUUGGCAUUCCAAUUUGAUCGCCUUCCGAUUAUUUUAUGUUCCGAAGGCUAAAUUAAUACAUGUUUAGAAGCGAGUAUUUUAAUUACUCACUCUUCUAGUGAUAUUGUAAAUUAUUUAAAGUAAUGACAAAUUGAAAUAAUAUAUCUAUAUAUUAUUUAAUAAAACUUGUGUCUUUCGUUUAUAUUAAAUGUAUUUACAACAUUGCUAUGUCAACGGAAUCGAUUACUAUUGUUCUGUAAAAGCUAUUAGACCUAUAUAAUAUACGGCAAAGUUCUCCUCUUUAAAAAUCUGUGUGUUCCCCUUUUUAGAGUCCCCUCGUGUAACAGCUGCUCCAUCGCGACCAUCUGCCUGCCCGGAGGGCUAAGUUGUCACCUGUGCCACGUGCCUACCAAACACCAGGAAUUGUACGAGAUAAAGAAACCAAAAUUUGUUUACAACAAAGUUUCAUAGUUUUUUUUCUUGCAGAGAUAGGUUAAGUUUUAUUUAUUUUUUCUGUAAAAGUUUGAUCGCGUUUGAUAUAGGUAGAGGAGCGAGUAGCAUUAAUAUUUUUUACAGCUUCUUUUUUCCCCGCUUUGAGUUAUUGCUUCAGAAUUGACAUACGUAACAAAAUUAACAGCUGGCCAAACAAAAAUGACCUGUAUAGCCGAGAGUAAAGUAAUAGCACUACAUCCUGUGGGCUCCAUAUGGGUUACUUGACACAGCUCAUCUUUCUUGCAGUAACUUCUCACUAAUAAAGUACGUUAACAUAAUUAUUUCAUGUUUCGUAAUAUAUAAAAUUGAAACAAAACAAGGCUUAUCUUUACGGGAAAGGAAAAGAAAAAAAAAAAAGAAAGAAUCUGGAAUGAGGUGUUUUCUUAAAUGUCAUGGGAGUUAUGUGUACAUCCUGUUUCGCAUGUGAUACACCUCUGUUUUGUUUAUCGUCACCGUGGUAAUAUAUUUCAUUUUUUACUACUUUUUAAAACUAUAAUUACUGUUCUGCAGUCUUUGUUUAUGUAUGUUGCAAGGAUUGACAGCACCCGUGUUUUACGUUUUAUAGAUAACUUGUAACUGGCAGCGUGUGACGAAACAGGUGAGUCGCCACCUGCAAAUUAUUAUCACCCACGAUAAAUGCCACGUAAAAAAAUUAUCACUUUCUACUCAAAUAACCAGUCGAAUUUAUUCUAUUUUUCGGACCGGAUGCUGUAGCAAAUACUCUCUUUAAUAAGAAUUAAGACAAAAGGAAUCAACUAAGCGAGACAAAUUGUCGCCUAAUUCUUCUAGAGGGAGAGUUCAUCGACUGUGCUGCAAAGUCAAGUUUACUAGUUUGGACACUUUCCAGGACUAGUUUGAUCUGUGCCAAGUUGGAUUUUGUGCAUGCACGUGUUUUGUGGGACCAUACCAGAUGGUUUAUAAUUAUCC
Molecule: messenger RNA, 2869 nt
Organism: Centruroides sculpturatus (bark scorpion)
Lineage: Eukaryota; Metazoa; Arthropoda; Arachnida; Scorpiones; Buthidae
Product: myotubularin-related protein 9-like
Exons: 11
Coding region: 117-1391 (424 amino acids)
Biological process (GO): negative regulation of autophagy
Source: RefSeq, a predicted model, not a curated record